ACGAUGGAAAAUAUUAAGAAAAUCUAAAAGUCGUAACUGAACAAAAAAAAAGACAGAGAGUUUAAUAAAAGUUUGGAUACUCUUUUCAACAUAAAACAUCAAGAUGCUGAUAUAUCAUUGGAUAAAUUAAAGGAAUUAAUGGACGCCUCAUGUCAGAAUGAGCAGAACCCUGAAGCUAGUAGUCAGUGUUCUAGUUUGAAUGACUUCAUUGGAUUCGAUAACGUUUCUCAACCACUGAGACAAAAAGCAAUUGAUAUGAUGGAUAAACUAGCAUGGACAACAAGUGAGCUAGGCAUAAAUGAAUCUUAUGAUUUAGAUGAUUGUCGCGAAAGUGAUAGUGUUUCGCAAUUGUUGAAAAAAACGAAAAUAGACGUAUUAGAUCAAUUACUAGUCGCAGAUUUGAGUGAGCCAGGAUCAAGUCAAAGUUCUGAUUUUGUCAGUUGUCUAGCAGUGUGACAUUAACUCAAACCUCUUCAAAUUGUUCGGAUGAGAAACGUCCAAAGCUUGACAUUGUUACGGACAGUGUGGCAUUAGCUGUGGAUAGAACUCAAACCAGCAGCAGAAGUGUAACACAUAUUUUGGCUACUACUGCUGUUGGUUGAGGUUAUAAGCUUGAUGACUUGAAUCUGAGUUAUAGUACUAUUCACAGAUCUCGUGUUAAUGUACGAAGAAAAAUAGCUAGACAGUUGAAGGAGAAUCUUGACGUGGCAGAUAAUCUUACCCUGCACUGCAAUGGGAAACUGCGUCCUGAAUCGGGUAAAUUGAAGAAAGUGGAAAGAGUAACAGUAAUUGUGUCAGGACUUGAUAUUGAGCAAUUACUGGGCGUGCCGAAAUUUGAUAAAAGAUCAGCUGUAAAUGAAGCUCAAGGUAUUG
This is a messenger RNA of Neodiprion fabricii, 873 nucleotides long. RefSeq lists its product as uncharacterized. NCBI's taxonomy places the organism in Eukaryota, Metazoa, Arthropoda, Insecta, Hymenoptera, Diprionidae. The record is from RefSeq and is a predicted model, not a curated record. Bases 139 to 456 code for a protein of 105 amino acids. The transcript has 4 exons.